GUGUUGCUGAACAAAAAAAAGAAAAAAAUCAUCAAAGAGAUCGUCAUUCUCAAAGAUAUAAUUGUCCUUUUAUGAUUAGAGCAUCAUUUAAUUUACAAACUGGACUUUGGCAUAUUUUAGCUAUAAAUUUGGAAUAUAAUCAUAAAAUGAUGAUUCCUGAACAUAAAAAAUUUUUAAAUAAUCAAAGAAUAAUUCCACAAGAAAUUAAAGAUCGAAUUAAAAUUUAUCAUCAACAAUUCAAAAGAGAAAUUAAUGGAUUUGAAUAUGAAAUCAAAGUUGAUGAAAGUUCAAAUGAAUUACUUCAA
This is a messenger RNA of Funneliformis caledonium, 305 nucleotides long. Lineage: Eukaryota; Fungi; Glomeromycota; Glomeromycetes; Glomerales; Glomeraceae. The record is from the annotation of a GenBank genome assembly.